Molecule: messenger RNA, 1231 nt
Organism: Perognathus longimembris pacificus (Pacific pocket mouse)
Lineage: Eukaryota; Metazoa; Chordata; Mammalia; Rodentia; Heteromyidae
Gene: Polr1c
Product: RNA polymerase I and III subunit C
Exons: 9
Coding region: 38-1078 (346 amino acids)
Biological process (GO): DNA-templated transcription
Cellular component (GO): RNA polymerase I complex; RNA polymerase III complex
Molecular function (GO): protein dimerization activity; DNA binding
Source: RefSeq, a predicted model, not a curated record
GCACGCGCCGGGGCUGGGUCUCGCGGGGAAGUUGAAGAUGGCGGCGGCCCGGGCGGUGGAGGAGAUGCGGAGCCGCGUGGUUUUAGGGGAGUACGGGGUUCGCAAUGUUCACACCACGGACUUUCCCGGCAACUAUGCGGGCUACGACGACGCCUGGGACCAGGACCGCUUCGAGAAGAAUUUUCGUGUGGAUGUGGUACAUAUGGACGAAGACUCACUGGAGUUUGAUAUGGUGGGAAUUGAUGCAGCCAUUGCCAAUGCUUUUCGAAGAAUUCUAUUAGCUGAGGUGCCAACAAUGGCCGUGGAAAAAGUCCUGGUGUACAACAAUACAUCUAUUGUCCAAGAUGAGAUCCUUGCUCAUCGCCUGGGGCUCAUUCCCAUUCAUGCCGAUCCUCGUCUGUUUGAAUAUCGGAACCAAGGAGAUGAAGAAGGUACAGAGAUAGACACACUGCAGUUCCGUCUGCAGGUCAGGUGUACCCGGAACCCCCAAGCUGCUAAAGAUUCUUCUGACCCCAAUGAACUCUACGUGAACCAUAAAGUAUAUACCAGGCAUAUGACAUGGGUUCCGUUGGGAAACCAGGCUGACGUCUUCCCAGAGGGCACUAUCCGCCCAGUGCAUGACGACAUCCUCAUUGCUCAACUGCGGCCUGGCCAAGAGAUUGACCUGCUCAUGCACUGUGUCAAGGGCAUUGGCAAAGAUCAUGCCAAGUUUUCCCCAGUGGCGACAGCCAGUUACAGGCUUCUACCAGACAUCACCCUGCUUGAGCCCGUGGAAGGGGAGGCGGCUGAGGAACUGAGCCGGUGCUUCUCACCUGGUGUUAUUGAGGUGCAGGAAGUGCAAGGUAGAAAGGUGGCCAGAGUUGCCAAUCCUCGGCUAGAUACCUUCAGCAGAGAAAUCUUCCGGAAUGAGAAGCUGAAGAAGGUGGUAAAGCUUGCCCGUGUUAGAGACCAUUACAUCUUUUCAGUUGAGUCAACAGGAGUGUUGCCACCAGAUGUGCUGGUGAGUGAAGCUAUCAAGAUUCUGAUGGCGAAGUGUCGGAGGUUCUUGGAUGAGCUGGAUGCGGUUCAGAUGGACUAGGGCUUGCACUGGAGUUUCUGGGACUGCUGUACUGUGUGGUAAACGUCCAAUUCCAGUUUUAUUUUCAGUCAAUACAUUUUGUUAAAUGUGCCACAGAUGAGAUUUAUGCCUUUGUAAGGCCUCUGGUGUAAAUAAAUUCAUGUUCUGAUACUA